CCUUGGUGUGUGUGUGUGUGUAAACUAAGUUUCAGCAGCAGGGAAAUUGUCGGAGAACUCAGCACUUAGCAGGACAUUGUCUAAAACAUUCAAGAAAUAGGAAUGGGCGGGCCAGUGGGGGACAAAUUAACUAAGAAACUUCAGAAGCAAAGGGGGGAGCUACAGAGAACAUCAAGGUUGGAAUCCAAAUUGUUCUAAGACAGGCCAAUUUCAAGUCAGUGGCUCCACGCCAGCCCCUGACUUCUGGUUGGUAGACACUGAGCUGCAUCCUUUCUCUGAACAGAUGACACAUGAAGACAAUUCAGUGGAGCUCCAACCCCGGUCCUCUUACAGGGACUUACCCCAGCAUAUGGCAGCAGAACAACCCCGUUCCUGGUCUCUGGACUUGUUGUUACGCAGGUUGAGGUCCAUAGAGAGCAACCAGGGUGACAAGUUUGCCAGUAUCAUGGAAGCGAUGGGGAAGUUUGGCCCCUUCCAGCGAAGGCUGGUGGCCCUGUCCUUCAUCCCCAACCUCCUGGCGGUCGUGUUCAUGUACGCUGACCUCCUCGUGGCCGCAGAGCAGAAGGCCUAUUGCAACACCAGCUGGAUUCUGGCCGUGGGCCCUAACCUGUCAGAGGCUGAGCAGCUGAAUCUGACCCUGCCCCGGGACAUAAAUGGCAGCUUCCUGACCUGCCGCAUGUUCCUGCCUGUGAACUGGGAUUUGGAUUCCAUCAUCAAGUAUGGCCUCAACUACACACAGUCGUGCAGCCAGGGGUGGGUCUAUCCUGAGAGCAAGACGCGAUCAGUGAUCAAUGAGUUUGAUCUGGUGUGCGGUGAGGAAUUUUCCCCGGAAGCCGUGCAGUCCAUGUUCCUGACAGGCCUCUUGACGGGGGCGCUCAUCUUCGGGUUCAUAAGUGACAAGCUUGGCCGCUACCCCUCCAUCCUGCUGUCGAACGUGGGGAUCAUCGUCUUUGGCUUUGGGACAGCUUUCGUCAACAGCUUUCACCAGUACCUGUUCUUCCGCUUCGGGGUGUCCCAGGCCCUGGUGGGCCACAGCAUCACCAGCAUGGCUUUAACUGUCGAGUGGCUAGUGGGCGAGCACCGGGCCCACGCCAUCAUCCUGAGCCAGUGCUUCUAUUCCCUGGGGCUCAUUUUCCUGAGUGCGUUUGCCUACAGCUUUUCCAACUGGCGGUUGCUGUUUCUGUUGGGCACGGCCCCCGUGUUAUUCCUCGUCUCCUUUAUCUGGAUUCUCCCAGAGUCCCCUCGGUGGCUGUUGGUGAAGGGGAAGGUGGAGGAGGCCAAGCACGUACUGCGCUAUGCAGCGGACAUGAACAAGAGGACCAUUCCUUUAAGCCUGUUGGACAAGCUACAGGUGCCUGGAAAGAAUGUGACCAAUGCCUCCAUCCUGGACUUCUAUAACAAUAGUCAACUGCGCAAGGUGACCUUGGUGAUGGGCUGUGUGUGGUUUAGUGUUGGUCACAGCUAUUCUACACUGACCUUGAAGAUGAGGGAUUUUGGUGUGAAGUACCAGAUGAGCGCGAUAAUUCCUGGCAUGAUGGGGAUGCCUGCCCGGCUGUGCAGCCUCUUUCUCUUUGAGCAUUUUGGGAGGAAGUGGACUAUGGCUGGGUCUCUCUUCCAAGGCAGCUUCCUGAACUUGCUCAUUCUUUUCAUCCCCUCAGAGUUGAAAACCACGCUGAUGUUGUUGAUCCUGGUGGGACAAAUCAGCCUGACCGCCUUGAUCACCUUGUUCUUCGCCUACGGUGCCGAGCUCCUGCCUACCAUCCUCAGGACGACGGGUCUGGGGCUGGUGACUCUGGCCUGGGCAUCUGGAUCCUUCGUGUCCCUGGCAUUCAUCACCUGGAGUCCCCCCAGCAUCACCAAUUAUAUUGGCUGCAUCUCAGCCAUUCUGUCCUUGUCCCUCUUCUAUAUGCUUCCAGAGACGCAACAUCUGCCCCAUUCCGAUACUCUGGAUCACUUUCCCUUGUACAGAAGGAGGUAGGUGUGUGUGAGGGCUUUGGCCAACACAGGGCCUGGUUCUCAAGCUCUGAAAGUAUGUCAAGUGCUGUCCAUUCCUGCCCCUGUGCCCAAAGGGCCUGUGACGUAAGAGCCACCGUGUCCACAGCUUCUUCCCGCUCUCCUGAUGCUGCCACCCAACUCUACCCAUCCCAGCCCCUGCUCUCCCGCCCAGCCUGGGCCAGGUCCUUUCCUCUCUGUACCUCCUGGAAGCCUGCCUGGCCUUGAGCGCUACCUUAUAGAUGCCCUGGGCUCCCUGCCCUCCCAGGGCGAAGGGCACCGGCUGAGAUCAGCUCUCUCGGCCUCAGCAGCUCAGGUCCCUGUUUAAGAACUAGGAUCUACCCCAUCCCCUUCGUGGGCACCCUGGUCUCCUAAGUGCCCGCUGGAGAAGACUUGUGAUUGGCAGAACCAUCAUUUCUGGGAUUUGGGCCAACAGAGUGCAUCACUCUCUGCAAGCAAUAGUGCGGGGUCCUCCGCUCAUACCACAGGGGUCACUGCCUCUCUCGUUCUCCUGUCUUCCUCCCCACCAUUCUCCUCAGACGCUCAUUGGCAUCACCAGGGUUGGGCUGUCAGUGGUAAGAGCCAGCGAUAGUUUAUGGCAGUGGUCGGCAAACUCAUG
Molecule: messenger RNA, 2611 nt
Organism: Myotis myotis
Lineage: Eukaryota; Metazoa; Chordata; Mammalia; Chiroptera; Vespertilionidae
Gene: SLC22A14
Product: solute carrier family 22 member 14
Exons: 9
Coding region: 284-1978 (564 amino acids)
Biological process (GO): transmembrane transport
Cellular component (GO): membrane
Molecular function (GO): transmembrane transporter activity
Source: RefSeq, a predicted model, not a curated record